Molecule: messenger RNA, 375 nt
Organism: Elaeis guineensis (African oil palm)
Lineage: Eukaryota; Viridiplantae; Streptophyta; Magnoliopsida; Arecales; Arecaceae
Source: RefSeq, a predicted model, not a curated record
AUGGAUGAGUCCUUCAAGAAGUCAGGAUCCAUUCCAUUCAAGUGGGAGAUCCAGCCAGGCAUUCCCAAGCCUUACCCGUCCCACACCACCACCCCCUUACCGCUGCCACCAAAGCUCAGGUCACAUACUUCCAUGCUCCCUCUCUCCCUGCCUCAAUCCUCCAAUCUUCUCUCCCCCUCUGCCUCGACCUCUCGGCCAUUCCCCUCUCAAGGCUGCUUCCCCAUUCCAUCAGUCAAGCAUAGAGAUGACAAGAAGGGUGUCGAACCGAUCCCAUGGUUACAGCUUCGCUCCAUGUCUGCUCGCUUUACUCCUCUCUUCUCAUCUCCCUUCGGCAAGUCCAUGCAGGUGAAGGAUGACAUCAACUUGGACACUUAA